Pieris macdunnoughi is the source of this 2031-nucleotide messenger RNA. NCBI's taxonomy places the organism in Eukaryota, Metazoa, Arthropoda, Insecta, Lepidoptera, Pieridae. The record is from the annotation of a GenBank genome assembly.
AUGACAGGGAUCACUGUGUUUUUCCUGCUGGCGCUGCCUUUCACCACCGCCCAGGAUGAAUCUUUUGCCAGCUCCUUUUUAUCAGGUCUUUUGGACACGUUAGACACUCAAGUGGAUGCCAAGAAUUGUCCGGGUGUAUGUAUGCACGCGCUCACUUCACUUAUCUGCUCAAAUGUUCUUGAUGAAGUCGAAUGCCCCAAGCCGUCUAUGAAAUGUUGUGUUGAUGAACCACUAGGUAACGAAACAAUGGCCACAACGCGUCGUCCAUUCACAACACGUUACACGACAACUGAGAGCUAUGACGACGAAGACACAACAACUCGGCCGACAGACAAAUACAAAGACAGUGGCAACAUCGCUUGUCCCGGAGUAUGUGUAGAGUCACGUUUGACACAAUACUGUGAGGCUUAUCUCACUUCAAGUGAACUUUGUGUGACUGGGCGUCUUUGCUGUGUCUCUAAAGAUGGAUAUGGCGACAGACGUCCUCCAGACCUAGUUGUGCCUAACGAAAAGAAGCAUUCAACAAAACGGCCUACAACUGCGCUUACAACCACACCACCAUCAAGGAAACCUGGUCAUAAAUGUCGAGGUGACUGCAUUAGUGGGCUUUUUGCGUUACUCUGUGACCAUGUGGAUGAAGAUGCCGUUUGUCCCUCUGAAGGUACAUGCUGUAUCUCGGACAGCAGUGAUUCCACUACCAGACGCCCAUAUUCCACUACCACGCCUAGGCCAACUACUCCGGCGCCGUUACCGCGUUGUCCAGGCUACUGUCUGCUAAACAUCAUGGCAGCUUUCUGUGAGCGACCAGCUGUCUUACUCUCUCACACUAGCUGCAAGCAUAGCGGAUCCAUUUGUUGUGAUAACACUAGAAUGCCUCCCCGGACUACUCAUCGCCCAACCACCACUACAACAACUACGACUCCAGCGCCAGUGGACCCGCGACCAGAUUGUCCGGGGUCUUGUAUCGUGUCGCUGCUAUCUUUUACAUGCUUCCGAAACGCAGAAAUGACGGAUGUCUUCAAAUGCAAAAAGGCGGGAACGCAAUGUUGCGCGCCCAAAUCUAAAGUGUUAGAGGCAAUGGGAGUUAGUCGUAACGACACGUAUCCGUUAGCUGUCACUCAUCCACCGCACACGUACGUCACCCCGUAUACGUACACGCCGGCACAAACGUAUACGCCUCAGCACACUACGCCUAUGCCAUACGAGCCAAAUUACCCAACAUCGUUGAGGACUCCUGAGAAGUAUAACAAGUAUGUCUGCGGUGUGAAGGGAACAUCGUCACGGUCAGGACGUGUGAUGGGAGGUGAGGAUGGAGAGAGAGGAGAAUGGUGUUGGCAAACAGCACUGAUUAAUUCUCUUAAUCAAUAUAUCUGUGGAGCAGCGUUGGUCGGCACGCAGUGGGUGCUCACUGCUGCACAUUGUGUUACCAAUAUCGUCCGUUCCGGUGACGCAAUGUACGUGCGGGUGGGAGAUCAUGACCUCACGAGAAAAUACGGGUCCCCAGGCGCUCAGACCUUAAGAGUGGCUACAACUUACAUCCACCAUAAUCACAACAGCCAGACCCUUGAUAACGAUAUCGCAUUAUUAAAGCUCCAUGGCAAGGCAGAGCUCAAGGAAGGAGUAUGUCUGGUGUGUCUGCCAGCCCGAGGAGUGAGUCAUGCUGCAGGAAAAAGAUGUACGGUCACUGGAUACGGAUAUAUGGGUGAAAGUGGUCCUAUACCAUUACGUGUGCGUGAGGCAGAGUUGCCCAUAGUAAGUGACGCAGAGUGUAUCCGAAAAGUUAAUGCGGUCACUGAAAAGAUCUUCAUACUACCUGCUAGUUCUUUCUGCGCGGGCGGCGAAGAGGGAAACGACGCUUGUCAGGGAGAUGGCGGUGGCCCUCUAGUAUGUCAAGAUGAUGGAUUCUAUGAGUUAGUGGGACUUGUCUCGUGGGGAUUCGGAUGUGGUCGUAAAGACGUACCAGGAGUUUACGUUAAGGUCUCCUCGUUUAUCGGCUGGAUCAAUCAGAUUAUCUCUGUUAAUAACCUUUAG